This is a messenger RNA of Phlebotomus papatasi, 5100 nucleotides long. It is a transcript of the gene tok, whose product is annotated as dorsal-ventral patterning protein tolloid. Gene Ontology annotation, molecular function: zinc ion binding; metalloendopeptidase activity; calcium ion binding. Bases 792 to 4823 code for a protein of 1343 amino acids. Gene Ontology annotation, biological process: proteolysis. The record is from RefSeq and is a predicted model, not a curated record. The transcript has 10 exons. Lineage: Eukaryota; Metazoa; Arthropoda; Insecta; Diptera; Psychodidae.
AAUAUAUAUUUUUUUUAAUUUUGAGGAAGAAAUUUAAACCGAUUUAAUGAUGAGAAAAACAUCAACGGAAGAAGUAUGCAUCAUCUUCAAAAAUUGAAUGGAGAAUUUUGAUAGAAACCAUUCGGGCAUAUUUCUCCCUAUAUUUUCACAUCCACCGAACAAAUAUCAUCCCACUUCGUGCUGGGAAGCUCUCCUCCAAUACUAAAACUCUCAAGCACUUUGACCGUUUCUGCUGCUCAUAACAUUUUCAGUUCACAUCAGUCCGUGCUCCGAGACGGAGGCUCCAGAAUAGAAACGCGCUCCCGGGAGGAUUUUUCGCUUAUUAACACCAUCAGAAAAAUUCAACAGAUUCACAAUGAAUGUCGGAUUUGUCCCUUCCUAGUUAUAGCUUUUAGGAUAUUGUCUCGUGUAAAAUCCGUGUCGCGAAAUUUCAAAAGGAACCGUGAAUAUCGCCUUUUUUUUGUAUUUUGCCAGAGAAGUGUUCAUUCAAUCGGAAUCUUUUUUAUCACACCACAUAGAAUUGUACUUGAACCCCUUUUUGCCCUGUCGUAGACAAAAAAGUGCACAUAGACAAACACUGAAAGAAAAAUUAUCAAUUGAAAGAGUGUGAUCGAAACUGCCAAAAAGAUUUUUUUUCCAAGGAGAAUAAUCCUUCUAGCCCUUGAGAAUCAACGUCGAGAGACGAGGAAAAAGCCACCAAGAAAAAAAUCAGUGAUGAGAUGUGAAAAGUUGGCAAAAACAGUGAUAUAAUCGCGAGAAAGAGAAAACAACCCACAAUUCUUUGAAAUUAAAUGCAACAAUCUCAGUGUCGUGGCAUGUGGAGGCAAUUUAGUGCAAAAAUGUGCCCCAUGGGUGCAUCCCAAUGGCAUUUUUCAGUGAUCUUUGUGCUCCUCCUGGCCACUUGUGGCCACACAUUCUCCAUCAACAAGUCCAAAGGCAGCAAUGAACCCCCAACAGCUCCCACCCAAACCGAAAAAUCCACAGAAAAAUUCACAAUUGAACAAUUGCUCUCCAUGAAAUUUCCCUCCAAAAUUUCCGACGACAUCGACAUGGAUCCUUGCAAAUCAGUGGGCAACUUGGGAGACAUUGCGCUACCCAACAUCAACUACGAGAGUGAAUGGGAAGCACAGAGGCUCAACAAGUCCUUCCAGGAAGAACUCGAGAAGCUCAAGCAGGAAGUCUACCAUGAGGGUUUGCAGGUGGAAGAGGAAGGUCUUACGGAUAUCAUCAGGAAAAAGACUAAGCAACCCUUAGAGAUAGUCACCGAAUCACCAGCCACUGAUCCCAAAACCAAUGACGUCUUAGACCAUCACAUUCAAACAGUUAAUGGACCAAAAAUAAAGGAAAAUCCCUUUGUUGCCCCCAAUCUGGACAAUCGUCCCGAAAACCAGGCUGAAAUCAAUGCUACCAUUGUCCACUCCAACACCAACCACUCAAACCCCCUGGACAUCUUCGGAACCCCCAGCCAGACAGAGGAGGAGGUGGUAAAGAAGAUCGACGGUAAUGUGACUCGGCACACAGAAUACGAUAAAAUACAGUCCAACAGCAAGGACAUUGUCAAUCACUCGGGGGAGCACAUUCAGCAAAGGAGGGUGACUGUUUCGCCAACCAAUUCACCCGCCGUGAGGUCCACCCUCGCCAAUCGUUUCAGCAAUGCUGGCGGUAAUGGUGGUCAUUUGGACGAUAUUGAGACAUUAACUGCAAACGGGGCAAUUCGCAGGAGACACAGAAAACGCCGCCAGGGAAGGAAAUUUCUUAGUGUCAUUGACGAUUAUGAGGCGAGAUUUACGAGACUGAAGAAGGAGUUGAAUCGCCCUGUGAUAACAGCUGAAGAUUUCAGAAGAAAUCACCACAAGGAGGAGGAUGAUUUGGAGCAGAUUGGUGUCAUGACCACAACGACACCCCUACCACCGGAAAAGAGCGACGAUGGGCUCAAUCUCUACCAACAUCAUCGAAUUACACGCGCAGCUACGGCCAAAAAGGAACGAAUCUGGGACUAUGGGGUCAUCCCCUAUGAAAUUGAUGGGAAUUUCAGUGGGGCCCACAAAGCCCUCUUCAAACAAGCCAUGAGACACUGGGAGAAUUUCACUUGCAUCAAAUUUGUUGAGAGAUCUUCCGAGCAUCCCAACUUCAUUGUAUUCACUGAACGACCCUGUGGUUGCUGUUCUUUCGUGGGGAGACGCGGAAAUGGUGCUCAAGCCAUCUCAAUUGGCAAAAAUUGUGACAAAUUCGGAAUAGUAGUUCACGAAUUGGGGCACGUUGUUGGCUUCUGGCAUGAACACACGCGACCCGAUCGCGAGAAUCAUGUUGUGAUUGAGAAGAGCAACAUCAUGACUGGGCAGGAGUACAAUUUCAAUAAACUGACUGAGGAGGACGUGAAUUCGCUGGGACUGCCAUAUGACUAUGACUCCAUCAUGCAUUAUGCCCGAAAUACAUUCUCAAAAACCAAUUACUUGGACACAAUUCUUCCGAUUGAGGAGAAGGGCCGAAAGAUGCCGGAAAUUGGACAACGUAUUCGUCUAUCGGAGGGUGACAUAGCUCAGGCCAAUUUACUCUAUAAAUGUGCAAAGUGUGGUCGGACAUUUCAAGAGAAUGCGGGUGCAUUUACAUCACCCAGUUACUACAGCAAAAUUCCACCCACGGAGCCAGAAAGAUGUGAAUGGCGUAUCACUGCCACACAUGGUGAAAAAAUUGUACUCAACAUCACUGAUUUGGACAUCUUCAAGUCCAACAACUGCCGAACAGAUUAUCUUGAGAUUCGAGAUGGUUAUUGGCACAAAUCACCGAUCUUGGGACGCUUCUGUGGAUCGGGCAAGGUUAAUGAACUCUUCAAGUCCAAUGGUAGCCGAAUGCUGCUGACUUACAUGACGACACAUCGUCAGGCACGAUAUAAGGGCUUUGCAGCACACUAUGAAGCUGUAUGUGGAGGUGAACUGAACCUCCAAUCGAGUGGACAUCUGGAAUCACCCAAUUAUCCCCUUGACUACUUAUCGAAUAAGGAAUGCAUCUGGAAGAUUACAGUUCCCGAAGACUAUCAAGUAGCUCUCAAGUUUCAAUCUUUCGAAGUUGAAAAUCACGAUACCUGCAUGUAUGACUUUGUGGAAAUUCGUGAUGGCGAUAGUGCUGAUUCUAAACUUAUUGGGGUCUUCUGUGGAUACAAAGUACCCCCAGAUAUCAGGGCAAGUGGAAACAAACUGUUCGUCAAGUUCGUUUCUGAUGGUUCCGUCCAGAAAGCGGGAUUUUCCGCUACGUAUAUGAAAGAAAUCGACGAAUGCGAAGUUUUGGAACAUGGAUGCCAGCAUGAGUGCAUAAACACUUUGGGAGGAUACGAAUGCAGUUGCCAUAUUGGAUAUGAGCUACGUAGCGAUCGGAAAAUGUGUGAAAAUGCGUGCGGAGGAAUCAUAGAUUCUCCCAACGGGACAAUAACAUCGCCAUCCUUCCCAGACGUCUACCCCCUAUCGAAAGAUUGCGUUUGGGAGAUUAUAGCACCGCCUCAAUACAGAAUAACCCUCAAUUUCACUCAUUUUGACCUCGAAGGCAACAAUUUCUUCCAGAUGGAAUGCGAAUAUGACUCCCUAAUAGUCUACUCAAAGAUGUCUGAAGACAAUCUCAAACGACACGGAACUUAUUGUGGUGGACGUCUACCACCUAUGAUCACCUCAGAGACCAAUGCAAUAAGGAUAGAAUUUUCUUCAGAUAACACAGUUCAGAAGGGCGGAUUUGCUGCAGUUUUCUUCACUGAUAUCGACGAAUGUGAAGUCAACAAUGGAGGAUGCCAGCAUGAAUGCAAAAACACCAUAGGAUCCUACAUCUGUUCCUGCCACAACGGUUUCACACUUCAUGACAACGGACACGACUGCAAGGAGGGAGGAUGUAAACACGAGAUUACCUCACCAAGUGGCCAAAUUUUCAGUCCAAACUACCCAGAUUACUAUCCGGCAAAGAAAGAUUGUGUUUGGCACUUUACAACAACUCCAGGCCAUCGAAUUCGCCUAAUCUUCAGUAACUUCGAAGUGGAACCACAUCAAGAGUGCGCUUACGAUCACAUUGCCAUCUAUGACGGAGAUAAUCCAGAUUCUAGUACUUUAGGACGCUUCUGUGGUUCCAAAACUCCCCAUCCCAUUUCUUCCACAUCCAAUGAACUCCUGCUACUCUUCAAGUCGGACUCCAGUGUUCAACGCAAGGGAUUCGUAGCGAGGCACUCUACGGCCUGCGGAGGUCAUCUUCAAGCCACUAACAAAGUCAAACACUUCUACAGUCAUUCUAGAUUUGGAGACAACGAUUACGACAACAGGGCCGAUUGUGACUGGACUAUCGAAGCAGAACCCGGAAAAAAUGUUCAACUAACCUUCCUAACAUUCGAACUAGAGAACGAAGAAGCAUGCUCUUACGAUUUUGUUGAAGUCUACGGAGGAAUGGACGACACAAGUGGACCUCUCUAUGGAACCUAUUGUGGAAAUUUGAAUCCUCCGGACAUUAUAUCAAUGAAUGAAGCUCUCUUGGUGCGCUUCCGGACGGAUGACAACAUUGUGUUCAAGGGAUUCUCUGCCUCGUACGUGGCAGUGAUGCCCUACGACGACAACGAGGAAGAAAUGAGCUCAGACAGCUCAGAGAUGAUGACCCCAUUCCCCGGAUCCCUCAAGAGCAUCUACAAAACCACGCUGCUGGAGAGCGAUGGCGACAAUGAAGACGAAGAUGAAGACUUAAGCAUCACCACAAUCAAAUACAACAUCUCAUCAUCAACUCUCAAUCGUUUCUCUGCAUCGCAGGAGCGAAAUCGCGUCCCCAAUGCCAUAUCGGCGUCCUCAGAGACGCUUGAGUAAAAUUUCACCAUUUUAGGCCCUUUCAGCCACUUACGUCGUGUUUAAAUUAAAUUAACAAAAAAUAAAAGUUUAAAAAAAAACAUAAAAUAAAAUGAUAGACGUUCAUUUUGGAUAGUUUAAUGGGAAAAUUUGCACAAUUUUUUCGUGCAACUAUUUAAGUGACUAAAAAUGCGUAAUCAUUACCAGAAAUCAAUUAACUUUAAAAAAAACCAUCUUAACUUAAAUGUGACUUGAUCUUUGUAGUCUGGACAAUAAAUCCGUGAGAGAGAUAUCAAAA